AUGUUUUGGCAACGAGUAGUCCUUCUUCUUCUUCUUGCUUGCUGUUUAUCUAUAUCAGCAACGAAAAUUAUCAUUAUAAAAGAUGCUCGAUUAGUACCAUCGAAUACAACCGUCGUGUUAAAUGCAUUGUUUAACAUCACUUCGCAGUAUGAAUGCGUUUGUCAGUGCUUGAGUGCAUCUCAAUGCCGUACGGUUACCUACUACGGAUAUAAUAACACUUGCUCACUUUUUUCUACAUCCGUAAAACAAACUUGGCUCCGAAGAAUGUCAUCAAACCAAAGCACAAAUGUGAUUUCUCUGGAUAAUGGCACACUGAGUUCAUGCACUACAUACGAUUUUCAGCAACCGCCAUCUCUGUUCGUUACCAACGCAGGUCCUACAGCAAUGGUGUCUUCCGACUUCAAUCGAGAUGGCCAUAUCGAUUUGGCGGUGACCAACACCGAUGCGCAAAGUGUGUCAGUUUUCGUAGGCUUAGGUGAUGGAUCGUUCGAUGCAAAUGUGUUGACUUUUCCUACAAACGGUAGUAAUCCUUACUGGUUGACUGCUGGUGAUUUUAACAGUGAUGGACAUAUCGACUUAGCGAAUUGUAACGAAGGAUCAAAUACUAUUUCUAUUCUCUUUGGAUAUGAUAAUAGCUCCUUGUUUUCGGCACCUACAACUUUUUUAAGCGGUGGAACUUUACCAUCCUCAAUCAUCAAUGUCGAUCUGAACAAUGAUAUGAAAUCUGAUCUAGUCGUGACAAAUACAGGUAGUGACAAGAUUACUGUGUUUUUGAGCAACGGUAACGGAACAUUUCAAUUUCCUGGAUUAUCGAUGACGACUCUGACAUUACCGUCAUCAGUUGCCAGCGGUGAUUUCAAUUAUGAUGGAAAGAUGGAUUUAGCUGUAGCUAGUCGUGGCACCAGUCAGCUGUACAUCCUAUUUGGCUUGGGUAACGGAACAUUCCAAAGUAAUAUGUCUAUUUAUUCGACUGGAUCAACUCCAUAUCUCGUUCGUGCAGGAGAUUUCAAUGGAGAUGCAGUAUUCGAUGUUGUUGUGGGUAAUUUUUAUUCGAAUUCGGUCAACGUCUUCAUUAACAAUGGCUCGGGUGCGUUCAAUACAAUGUAUACGUAUACAACAUCCAUAGUAAAUCCAAUUGACAUUGCUAUACAUGAUUUAAAUGCAGAUUCGAUCGUUGAUCUAGCUGUUAGUAAUCAAGGUGGUAAUAUAACAAUCUACUACGGGACUGGUAAUGGAACAUUUGGUCUAGUGAAGUCCCUUUCAUCACAAGGUCAAACAUUGAAAUCAAUAAUCAUUUCCGAUCUCAAUGAAGAUGGCCUAGAUGACAUAGCGAUACUCAAUAGACAAAAUAAUAAACUGGCUGUUCUACUAGCAGAAUGUAUUUAA
Molecule: messenger RNA, 1386 nt
Organism: Adineta ricciae
Lineage: Eukaryota; Metazoa; Rotifera; Eurotatoria; Adinetida; Adinetidae
Source: the annotation of a GenBank genome assembly